AUYUCAGUGCGUUAAGAAUACAUCUAAUUCUAUUUAUCGCUGUGYUUCGCGAAACAAAGCUAAGACGUCAGAGAGAUUCCAAAUAGACAUGGACUCCAAGAAAUACCUUCUUCUGCUUGUCAUUGUUGUAAUGCAAGAGCACUUCUGUAAUGGCGCAAAAAACUAUUACAAGAUAAARAAGAAUAUUCGGGCCUUGGCACUGAAGGACUAUGACAAGGUGAUUGGGCCGUCAUCGCAAGGAGGCAUGCCCCCACGGAAAGUGUGGUUCUCUCUGCGAGUCAAGAAGCUCAGCGAAAUUAGCACAAAAUAUCAGUAUCUCAAAGUCAAGGCGAUGAUUGAAAUGAGAUGGAAUGAUAACUUGUUGCAGUGGGACAAGAAAAAACACAGCAGGAUCACAUCUGUUCAAUAUCUUUCAAACGAGAUCUGGAAGCCAGAUAUCACGCUUCUCAACGAUGCUGAUGAAGAACGUAACAAAAAAAUUAAAAUGCACAGACUUGUUGUAAAUAACGUUGGGAGAGUAAUUUGGAGAUUUCCAGCUACACUUGUGAGCUCAUGUUCACUGGAUGUCACCAAAUGGCCUAUGGACAGCCAAGAAUGUACACUGAUGUUUGGCUCCUCUGCUUAUACCAAGAGACGCAUGACUAUAAUUGGAGUCAACAAAACAAUGAAAKCAUCCAUCUCAAGUGGUGAAUGGUCACUGAAGUCAAUGAAAAUGCACGAGGGAUUCUACGAUCAUGGCGACGGCAGGAACUACUCAAUGAUUCAAUACAAGCUGACUAUUGACCGUAAACCAGCAUACACGCUUUUCUACCUCUCUCCUCCCUCCAUCAUUCUUGCUAUUCUGACCUUUAUGAGCUUUUACAUCCCGUCAGAGAGUGGGGAGCGUAUUGGUUUUGUCACUACCAUACUUUUGACUAUGAUGGUAUUUUUACUAUUGCUUCCCGAAUACCUCCCUCGGACCUCUGAUGGACUACCUGUGUUGGGUAUCCUUCUAAUUGUGGCUAUGGUGAUCAUAGCCAUUGUUCUCAUGGCAACCAUCGUCAUUGUGAAGUUUUACCACAAUGAAGGGGUCCCUCCAUCUUGGAUUCAAAAGAUUUUUUGCUUUUUGAGUCCCUUCCAGAGGUUUUCAUUGAAGAAGUUCCUUCCAAUGUCAUUUCUGGGCAAAAUUGGCGGGAAAGUGUCUUCUAGUCAGCUUCCAUUUACGAUCACCCAAAAUGAGGUCGAGCUUGAGACCAUACCUUCCCGACCAUUUGCGCCCAAAAUUGUUUUUAGUGAGGAUUUCAACAAGAUCACAUGGAAAGAUUUGUCCAACAGGUUAAACUGGUUCUUGUUUGGAAUCAUUCUYUGUGCCUUUUUGAUCACAUGUGCAUGUCUUUAUUCUCUGAGCUAAGGAGAUUUAAUAAUAGGAGUAACAUGUUCUUUACGUAUUCUUAUCAUCAAUCAUUGCAUGCCUUUUUGUUUGCCAGUGGAUGUUGCUUUUGAGCUUAUCGGCCUACUAGGUUCCCCUCRGCUUUGCCUGGCUGACGUCAUAUUAGUCUCAACUGCAGCACAUCCAGUUAUGUUUGAUUAAAUUAGAGUGUUAGUUUCUUUCGUCCUCCAGGUUGGGAGAUGAGACAGSAUAGGGUUAGCAGCCCWAUCUUGUAAAAAUACUCUAUGGUACCGAAAUUAACACUCUAAGUUACGUAGUCAUAUACAAAUUGCAAUAUUGUCCAGGAUGUCCAGUCAAUAGCUUAUGUUAUUUGUGAAUGCCAUCACAUUGCACUGAAGUACUUGUGCACUUCAUUUAACAAUUCAGCGUUAAUGAAGUUAUUUGUUUUAAUUGCAGUGUAACAUUCUUGUAAAUUUCAGGAUAGUUGACAUUUUCUCAGCAUUUUUGGAUGAAAUAGUUUUAAAGUCUGGAAUCAGUACUACUGCACUGUCAGGUUAAUGCACCAGCCAACAGUUUUCUAUCUUUGUACAUAGCUACUAAAUGCUCCAUUUGACAAUUUCUAUCCGCCCGGCUAUGUUGUCAAAGCUAUGCAUAACAGCACUUUCAACGUAUCGCACAUUGGAAGUUUAAUCGAAGCGGAGCGUGAAAUCUCGAUCAGAGAUUUGUGAAUUUUCGUUUUUUUUAGAAUAUUACACAUUGAAUAGAGACACUUAGGGUUUAUUGCUCGUUAAGACAAAAUUGUUAUUCAAUUUAAAAAAAAGCUGGUUGUAUAAAAUCAAACUGCAAAUUUUGAAUAAAUUGCACGCACUAGACUGUU
Molecule: messenger RNA, 2246 nt
Organism: Exaiptasia diaphana
Lineage: Eukaryota; Metazoa; Cnidaria; Anthozoa; Actiniaria; Aiptasiidae
Product: neuronal acetylcholine receptor subunit beta-3
Exons: 6
Coding region: 89-1390 (433 amino acids)
Biological process (GO): nervous system process; monoatomic ion transmembrane transport; chemical synaptic transmission
Cellular component (GO): neuron projection; membrane; synapse
Molecular function (GO): extracellular ligand-gated monoatomic ion channel activity; neurotransmitter receptor activity; transmembrane signaling receptor activity
Source: RefSeq, a predicted model, not a curated record